Messenger RNA from Magallana angulata, 16902 nucleotides. Its product is annotated as E3 ubiquitin-protein ligase RNF213-like. NCBI's taxonomy places the organism in Eukaryota, Metazoa, Mollusca, Bivalvia, Ostreida, Ostreidae. Gene Ontology annotation, molecular function: ubiquitin-protein transferase activity; ATP hydrolysis activity. The record is from RefSeq and is a predicted model, not a curated record. The transcript has 90 exons. The coding region runs from base 178 to 15966 and encodes 5262 amino acids.
GGGAUGAGAUAUAAAAUAAUAGUUUUUUACUUUAUAAUUUAAAAAUACUGGAUGUAAAGGAAGAAAUAUUUUGCCCCCUUGAAGACCUCUCAGACAUGAAAAUAUUAUGUAACUUGCUGAUUAACAGUAGUCAGACAACUGUUUUGUAAAUGGUGGAGUCUUAUUAAGAGAUUUUCAAUGGAAGGAAAAAACGUUCCAUGCCCUACAAAGAAACAAGAUGGAAAUCUGUGUGGAUGUCCUCUAUUUCCUCAAUUCAAUUUGUGUCCAAUAUGUGGCGUGCAAGUAGAUCAGACACUAUUUAAAACAGAAGAGCAUUUAAACAGCGAUGGAGAUACAAGCUCUAGCAUCAAAUCAGAGAGUGGAAAUCCUGUGACUCAGAGUGAAGAUCUUCCAUCAAACAGAUGUACAGAAACAACAGACAGAAAUGAAAAUGAACAAGCUGAAAAAAGUAAAGUAGAUAAAAUAGAAAAUCAGGUGAAAGAUACCAAAGCUAAAGAAGAUAACAAUGCAGAAGGUUUAGAAAGUGAAGGAAGAGGGGGAGAAAGAAAGGAAGGAGGAGAAAACGGAAACCGAAAACGUAAAAAAGAAGAGGAGGAUAAAGGUGGAGGAUCAAAAAGUAAAGAGAUUAAAAAAGAAAGUGGUAAGGAUACAGAUGAGAAGGUAGAUAUAAAAGAUAAAGACCAUGAAAAAACGAGGGAAAGCAUUGGAGAAAAAAAGGAAACAAUGGGAGGAAGAAAUGAAAAAGAAUGUACAAAAGAUGAUGGAUUGGGAGGAGGAACAGAAAAAUAUGACAAAGCUAGUGAGAAAGAUAGAAAAUGUGAUGGAGAUGGAAACAAUACAGAAAAGAAUAAGGAAAAGAAAGACGAAGUUGAAAGGAAGAAGAGAGAUUUGGAAAAUGGAAAAUUAGAAGAUGGAGAUUGUCAGCAGGAGGAAGGACAAGGCAUUGAUUCUGACCAAUUGUUGAGAUCCUCUGCAGAAGGAGCAUCUUCCACCAAGGAUAUGGUUGUCAGCCAAGAGUAUACAGUUCAAAACCAGAACCCUGGUCAAAAGGCGCAGACUUCAGAUGUAACUGGUAAACACUCUGGUAGUUCCGAAGAAAAUCAAACAAAAAAGACAGUGAGAGUUUCUUUUCAUGCCUUCCUAGCACCAACUGUUAAUUUCAAUCCAAAGAAUGAUGAACUUUAUGUUGUAUUUGGUCCUAAACGGGAUGAUUGGAAUCCCAAAAAGGAAGGACUUAUGAAGUUUAUCGGAACAAAGAAAAAUAAGAAGGAUAAAAAUGGAAUUCAAGUGUUUGCAGAAGUAGAACUGGAAAAAGAUCUUCUAAAAAACGAUGGUCUGUCUUACAGAUACUGCUUUUUCAGGAAAGGAAGUAAAUCUCCAGAAAAUGAGUUUCUUUUUCGACAUUACUACCCUUAUAACAACGGUUUUCGAAAGUUGACAAUUCCAGCAGGCCUAGAUUCUUAUCAACAGUUCGAUGGGUUCAUCUAUGCAAAGAAAGUAGGAUUUGUAGUCAAUUUUUUCAAAGACACACUUGGAAUGUCAAAUUCAAAUAUGAUUGAAGUAAUGAAAAAAGAUGGCAUAUAUGCAUUAAAACAAUACCUACCAAAUAUUUGCGGUGUUUUGAAAAAUCCGAACCAAGACCCUUCAACAAUCUUUACCAAAAUGACAGAAUAUAUUGAAGUUUUUCAAGGCGGUGUAAAAGAUCAUUUCUUGAUACACAGACAACAAGUUGGACAUGGAAUAUGGCAAGAGUUUGUCAUGGAAGAUCAUUUGAGAAAUGCCAUUGAAGCACUAGACAGUCAGGAAAAUAAAAUGGAUGAAAAUGGAAGACUGCUGAAAGCCCUGAUGAUAGUCAAACUUCUUGAAGACCUGAAGUUUCACAUGGAUGUUCUUCUUUUAAGAACAGUAGAAAUUCUCCAUCAUUCUCUUUUGCUCUCACCAGAUACAGACAAUAAUCAGUGCUCACAGCUUGACUUUUUGGAAACUUGCUUAGAACCAUCAACGAGAGAGAAGAUUAGAAGGUGUUUAAUUACAUUUCUAAAGGCGUCGGCAAGGAAAACAGAAUUUCCAACGGAAAGAAACCCUUCAUGGAUGAUGUGUUUGCCCAUUGUUCAUUUCCUUGGGGGAUCUUUACAUCCAUUUGCGGAGCUUGACUAUGCAAAAUUUGAAGAUAAAACAAAAGAAUGGUGGUUAGCUCGUGAUUUUGAACAAGAAAAAGAGGAAUUAAAAACUCAUAAAUGGUUAAGACCCCCUUCAGACCUCAUGAAGUGGAUGAAACCAAUUUUCAAGUUAGAUACAAAAACACAAAGAUCUUUCAUGGCAUGCCUGAAAUUAGAUGAUCUAGAUAUGGUUAUGAGUGAGGAAAACAUUUUGAUAGAAAUCAAAUUGGCAACUUUGCAUCAUUACUUCGAAAACUGUUACCACCAAGAGAUGGACAAGCUGCAAAACUGCAUAAAGACUGUCUUUGGAAUACUUAAAGGACAACUAAAUCAGUUAUCUGUGGUAUCCAAGAGAGAUUGGAAUGAGGUCAAUGACAAAUUUAAGAUUCAAGAGGCAAAGUGCGUGGCAAUUCUGUCAACUGGAAUUACCAGGCGUAUGAGGGACAAGAGAACUUUAGUUUCUCUCUUUCAUUCUCACAUGUUAUCGCUUGCUGUGUUGGAAACACUAAGCAAAGAGUCUGAUGAAGUGAAGUCUCUGUUGCAAAGAUCAAUACUUAUUCUUGACGAGUUUUUAUUCGAACUUGGAAGGGACUUCUCGAUCUAUGAUUUUGCACUAUCAGUUUUGAACUGUAUAGAGAAAAAUGAGUUAUCAGUUGAGUUUGAAAGAAAAUGUCUGAAGUAUGCUAGAGAAAAGUUUGAAACAAUGGGUACACAUCUCCGAUUAGAAUUCUUUAGUAAAUCUGCGGAGGAAUUUCAGAAUGAGUCUCUGAAAAACAUGAUGCAAGAAGUUGUCAUGGAAAAUAUAAGUGAAAUCCUACAGGACCCGAAAAGUUAUACCUUUUUAAUGGAUGGCUUUUUGUAUUUGGAUAGUAAUUCGGAAUUACUGUCAAAAUUAUUUUCACAACUGUGGUAUAUGAAUUUGAAUGCAUCGAUAGAAUUAUCGGAUAAUGAAAUCAUAUACCGGGCAUUGUCUUCCUCCAUUUACCCAAAGUGUGUAGAAGCAUUUAUUUUGGAAAAAGUUGUUAUUGCAGGCAUGGAUCAAUCUGCUCGACGUUAUCUAUCUAGAUCUGUAACACUAAUGGGAUUAUUGUUUCAAAACCUUCUCAGGAAUACAGUGGAAAUUAAAAUGCUGGAGUUAAUUACUGCAAAGAAGGAUACAUUUCUUGCAGUUGCACAAGUAUUUGAGAAGUACAAGGAAACAAGUCUUCCUUUGACAUCAUCGGCAUUGAAAAAUAUUGUUUUGUGCCGAGAAAAAGAUUUAAAAAGGUUACAGGAGGUUAUAACUACUGUUCAGAAACUGCAGUUUUUCUUCAAAGAAAUAAGUGAAAACAGCAGGAUUAGAAUAAUGGAAAUUGACGAAAGAACAUUGGAAAAUUGGAGAUCGUUGGUAAUCGGAGAGGUUUGUGCUAUUCCAGAAGAAAGCGGAGGGUUUGCUGAAUACCAGCCAAAUGUUGUUUUGUUCAUCGAUUUACUUUCAAAAUUGGAUUUCAUUGUAAAAAAUAUGUUUUGCUACAAUGAAAGUAAAACAUUCCAUACAAUUAUGAAAAACAUCUCUAAAUUGCACAGGAGAUCGGCAGACUUUCAAUUUGUUGAUGUUAUUGACACAAUUCUUAUCCCGACAACAGAGACUUGGGAUGAAAUUUGCUUUAAAAUGAAAACAGGAUCCAUUUCUGUUCAUGAAAUAGAAAAAUAUUGUUUCAAUGAUUUUAAUGAUGAUGAACUGUACGAUGAGUUAGUUGCAAUGAACAGAGGAAGAAAAGAAAAAUGGAUUAAGGAUAGGAUCACUCAGUUACAACGAUUUCGAAUGUUUUCAAAAACAGUGUCAGUUGCAAAGCUUUUCUUGAGAGUGAGGGAUGAAUUCGAUAUCGAUGGUUCAUUCGAAAAUCUAGAACUUAUUGCAAAAUCGGAUACGGAAAAAGAUAUCCCCUUGGUGGAUCUGAAAAUGUCAGUCGAGAAAUUUAACCAAAAGUUAGAGAAAAUAACUGAGAAUCAAAAAAAGAGCAUCGCUGCCUUCACAAAAGCUAAAAAUCUUGUGCAGUGGAUGCGAUCUGCACUGCCAGGGGGAAUAAAAGACUUAAAGAUUUACGCGGAUUUGGCCUUAUUGUCUGUAGAAGGAGAUGAACACGUUGGGAGAGUAACACACUUACACUCUGCAGCAAUUGGGUAUUCUUCAGUGAUAUAUGGCGAUAUGAAUGGAGAAGUUAAAAUGAUUAACACAUGGAAAGAGGUUUGGCAAAAUUUAGAAAAGGACGAUGCCCUUCCAAAAAAGCUGGAAGAAUCAAACCGUGUUUUGAACUGGUUUAUUGAAAUCAAAGAAGCACAUGGUUCCGUAGAGGUUACGUCACUGAAACAAGUUGAUGCCAUCAAAGAUCGUGGCAUUUUCAAAGUUGGUAACUCUGGAAAAGCUGUUAAAAACUCGCAUCAACUGGAUUUGCAGGACGUUAUUUGGCUGCAUGUUCCCGCAGCAAGAUUUGCAACAAAUGACAGGCAAGAAGUUGUCCGAGAGGAUUCAAACAGUGAACAUAGCAAAAGUGAAGAUGAAAGGGAAGAAAAUGAUCGAUCUUUGACAACUCUUAAGCUCGAAAAAAUAGAACUUGAAGGGGAAGGACGUGACUAUACGCUAGGUGAAAUGACGGAUUUACAAAGCAGACUCAUGCUUGUUACUGGCAAAGCGGACGCAGGGAGAGAGAGUAUAGAACGAUUUACAUCAAUAUUUGACAAUGUUACACGACUUGGAAAGGUCUUUCUCCAACUUCAAACAUCAGGCUGUAUUCUUUUCAAAAGUUGGACAUUUGAGUUCCAUUGUAACCCAAAUGCUGGCAGCAGUGUCAUGAUUAGAACACGUGAACAUUCUGUUGUUAAGGGAACAAAUUUUCCGCAACACGAUGAAGACUCACGAAAUGCUUAUAGUAAUGUCAACGAAUACAUUCGAAAAAUUGCGGAUUUCUUGGAAAGUUGCUAUGAGGAAUGGAUUGAUUACAUUGCAGGGAAAAGGAAAGUAUUCUAUCCUUUGAACUUCUACACUGUAGAUCAAAUGGUUCUACUGCAACAGGAAAUUGCAAGGUACAGAAAUGGGAAUCAAGUUACACAAUUCCUCGGUCCUCUUCUUUCAGUGGUUAAAUCCCACUGUUCGCUUAAUCCUGAUUUGGAUGAUGCAAUUAACAAAGUACAAGAGAAUUUACUAGCUCGAGAGCAAACCUCGGAAAUGGAAAAUGAAAGUGAAAAAAAUACCCAUACAGAUGCUAUUAGAGAGUUUUUACAGGUCGCUGAAGGAACAGGAAUUUCUCGUAAGCAUGCAUUGCGAGCAAUUCAGUCACAGGAAUUCGAUAUAGCAGACACAGAUGCAGGGUUGAUAUGGUGUAUGUCAAAUGAUGAAAAAGACGAUGAAGAGGAAUAUAUUCAAGACAAUACUUCAGAAAUAAAUACCACAGCAGCAAAGGAUACCACUUUUGGAGAUAAACUUAAAGAGUUUAUGGAGGAAUUAGAGGAAAACAUGAGACAACAAGAAGUUGCUCAAGUCAUCCUUAAUCUUGACGUGACCUGGAAAAAGUUUCUUAGUUGUGCGUCCUCUAGCGCAACUGACUUUCUCAGCAUAGAACAUCUUGGAAUGAUUCUUGACGUCUUGUACAAAGGGGAAAACUGCAUUCUAAAAAGAACCCUUAUUGACCCAUUGAAAUGUGGAAAACCAAAUCUGAUUGUUUGUCCACAAAGCGAAGUGAUUCCUAUGGUAUUGACUAUAUACAUGAUCGAUCCGAAUAUACCUCUGCCCUCAAGAAAUGACGUUUUGUUGUGUACUGAUCAUACUACAAAAGAAGAGGUUGACAUUUUUUUCCGACGGGCACUUUUCCAAAGUGAAGGUGACCAGAAUGAACGCAUUUUCUGCUUGAUGAAUGCUGACAAGCUGCAGUACGAUGCAAGCGAGCAGUCCUUGAAAGAUGUUACCGAAUACAUCAAAUCUGCAUCUGGAGAUUACAAACUUGUCAUCAUCUGCAGCAGUGAAAACGAAUACAAAUCGCCUAUGAUCUCAGCGCUGGAUAAAUAUCGGGCACCUAAGAUAGCUGUUGCUGGAGUUGAAAAAAUUAAAGAAUACUUGAAGAAAAAAUACACACCAGAAAAUGUCUUUGAUUCUGCUGCUGAUGUUGAUUCAAUUGGGCACUGUGUACGGGUAGUGAGAUCAGAAAAAGCUGGAAUGGGUAAAAGUCUUCACAAAAAGAGAUUGACUGAAAAGCUUCAAACCAAAAACCCAAUUGGAGCUGUGGAAGAUUUUCCUUUAUCAGUUACAAUUCCAUUGAGCCAAAAACAGAUAGAUGUUGUCGAAGUUUCAAGUAGAAUCCUGAAAUGUACACUGCCAAAUGAUGUUUUGUAUCCACGGAUAUUCCAUAUUGAUAUUGCUUAUGGGGUUGAAAGAUAUGUUGGUUCCAUGUUGUUCAACAUGUUAAUCUUGGGCAGUUUAAUUGACGAAAGUGGAUAUAUAUUUCACAGAUCAGAAACUGAUCUGUACAUCGUCGAAACAACUCUACCAAAUGACAAAGAUCAAGAAAGCGAGUUUGAAUCGUCAGUUCAACUGUUGAAUAUUCUUCCAAGUGUAAGAUGCAUCUCGCCGGAAGAGGUUCUAAGAAAUACCAAUGACAGUGGAAAUGAUGUACAUGUAGUUGGAUUUGAUGAAAAGAAUUUUCAGUCCGAUGAAUAUCAAAGACCAUAUCAUUACUUGAUGCACUAUGAGAACAGAGUUGGAGAUAUUCCGGUUUUCAACAGAAACAUUAAAGAGACAGACAAAAAACAAUGUUUGCAGGUGUUGACUCGUCACUGUUGUGUGGAAAAUCCAAGCUGGGCAGAGUUAAGAAACUUUAUUCAUUUUUUGAACACCCAAUUGCAAGAUUUCGAAAAAUCCGUAUAUUGCAGUGCAAUUUUACAACAAGAUCUACCUGGAUUUCCAGUCUUUGUUCUACGGUUUCUCAUUCAAAUGUCUAAGGAUUUUUCAACGAGGUCAUUAGAUAUAAGUGAGGGAAGAGAAUAUACUGACAUAAGGAUUGUCGCCGAAAACGACGACGAAUCCUCUGUUUCUAUGGAAGAUGAAUCGCAUUAUUCUGAAACUGAUGAAGAUAUAAAACAGUUUCAAAUGCGUAGAAAAUGGGAAACAAGUGCCCAUCCUUACCUCUUUUUCAACCCGGAUCAAAACACAAUUACGUUCAUUGGAUUUAACAUCGAUAGAUAUAGCAGAAAUCUGGUUGAUCAACAAACUAGGAUGAUAUUGGAAAGAAACAUCAUGAGCAAACAGCUUUGGGGUGCUUUGCGAGCAAAUAAUGUCCCACUGCAGGAAAACUUCGAUGAUUUGAGCAGAGAACAAAAAAUAGAAAGACUUUGUAGGGUUGUUGGAAACGAUUUUCCACAAGAUCCAGAUGAAACAUAUGAACUCACGACAGACAAUGUAAAGAAGAUGAUGGCUAUAUAUAUGAGAUUUAGAUGUAACAUACCAGUGAUUGUCAUGGGUGAAACCGGAUGUGGAAAGACUUGUUUGAUAAAAUUCCUCUGCUCCUUGCAAUGUCCGGCCGGUGUACCUAUGAAUACAAUGACUUUAAUGAAGGUGCAUGGUGGAACGACAAAGAAACACAUUAUAGAAAAGGUCAAGCAAGCUGAGUCUCUUGCCGAAUCCAAUUGCCGAGAACAUGGAAAGCAUAUCAUCACUGUUCUCUUCUUUGAUGAGGCAAACACGACAGAGGCAGUUGGCUGCAUUAAAGAAAUCAUGUGUGACGGAACUAUUGAUGGACAACCAUUAGCUUUAAACACGAACUUGAAACUCGUGGCCGCUUGCAACCCAUACCGAAAACAUUCAGACGAAAUGAUUGACAGACUUGAAAGAGCAGGUCUUGGCUAUCAUGUAAAUUCUGAUGAAACGGAUGACAAGCUUGGAAGAAUACCUAUGCGUCACCUGGUGUAUCGUGUGCAACCCCUUCCUCAGAGCAUGUUGCCCUUGGUUUGGGAUUUUGGACAGCUUGACAACAAUGUUGAAAAGCUGUACAUUAUACAAAUGGUUCAAAGAUGUGUAAGAAAUGGUACAUUGCCUCCCGUCAACAGAAGAAUUAUAUCUAUCCUGAGCGAUAUUCUUGCUGCAUCACAGGAAUUUAUGAGAAACCAGAAGGAUGAGUGCAGUUUUGUGAGUCUAAGAGACGUUGAAAGAACACUCAAAGUGUUUGGCUGGAUGUACAAUCAAACGGAGAUUUUUGACGCCAUGGAUGACGUGGAACUCGAAGAACAGGACGAUGAGGAAGAUAUGAUUCAGCCAGCGGCUAGUCGCUCUCAAGAUGCAAAAAUGACAAAAGCGUUGUUACUGGCUCUAGGAGUUUGUUAUCAUUCAUCAUUAAAAUCCAGAGAGGAGUAUAGAGAAUACAUCACAGAUUACUUUGCUUCGCCAUUAGAACUUUCAAGAGGAGCAGAAGAAAUGAAAAGGGAGAUAACAAGGUGCCAGAUGGCCUUUUUACAGAAUUUAAAAUUAAAUGACAACAUUGCAAAAAAUCUUGCUUUGAGAGAGAAUUUCUUCAUGAUGGUUGUGUGUGUCGAACUUCGAAUCCCAUUAUUCCUUGUUGGAAAACCCGGCAGUUCGAAAUCCCUGUCCAAAACAAUUCUUGACCACAACAUGCAAGGUCGUGAUUCAGAUUCGUCUCUUUUUAAAAGCCUUAAGCAGGUGCAGCUUAUUUCCUUUCAAUGUAGCCCACUUGCAACUGCCGAUGGUAUUUUAAAAACAUUUAAUCAGGCUAGCUCUUUCCAGAAGAGCAAAGAUUUGGAAAAGUUUGUAUCUGUUGUUGUUCUAGAUGAAGUAGGACUAGCAGAGGAUUCACCAAGAAUGCCAUUGAAGGCUUUACAUCCACUGUUAGAGGAUGGUUGUCCUGAUGAUGAAGAAUACGAGGAUUAUAAAAAGGUUUCUUUCAUUGGAAUAUCAAAUUGGGCUCUUGAUCCAGCAAAAAUGAAUCGUGGAAUUUUGGUUCAAAGAGAAGUGCCUGAUGAGCUGGACCUAAUUGAAAGUGCUAGAGGAAUAUGUGAACACGACGAUGUUUAUCUGUUGAUUGAAGAUCUAAUUCCGAGAUUGGCACAGGCUUAUCUCCAUGUCUUUAACAAGGCUUGCAAUAGCGACACUCUGUUUAGAAACAUUGAUGAUGUUCCUUCAGAAAAUCUUCUGAAAGCAAGAGAAUUUUUUGGAUUAAGAGACUUUUACAGUCUAGUAAAAAUGAUCUGUGCUGUUGCUGUGGAAAAUCGUCGAAGUCCUACUCCGCACGAAGUAAUCAUUGCAAUUAAAAGGAACUUUGGUGGGCUAGAAGGUCUUGAUCCUGUUCAAGAGUUUGGAGAGUUUUUACCGUUCAUUCUGCAAGAACGGCCAGAGAACCGCGGUGUUAAAACGGAUACAGCACUACUACGAGAAUGCCUGCAAUAUGAAGAAAACAAAAAAGAGUCGAGGUACAUUCUACUGCUGACUGAGAACUAUGGGGCAUUAAAUCUUCUUCAUCAACUGAUGGGAAAUGAAGAGAACACUCACGUUAUAUUCGGCUCAAGUUUUCCAAGAGACCAAGAAUACAUCGAAAUUUGCAGAAAUAUAAACCGAAUAAAGGUUUUCAUGGAAACAGGAAAGACGGUUGUCUUAUUGAAUUUAGAGAACCUAUAUGAAAGUCUAUAUGAUGCUCUUAAUCAAUAUUAUAUGGAAAGUGGCCCCGAUAGAUACAUAGAUCUUGGUCUUGGGACCCACAGAGUGAAGUGCAAGGUGGACAAAAAGUUCAGGCUAGUGGUUGUAGCAGAAAAAAGAGUUGUCUAUAGAGAAUUUCCAAUUCCACUUAUCAAUCGAAUGGAAAAGCAUUUCUUGACUGUAGAAGGAAUGCUCACAGACGUCCAACUAAAACUGUCUCACAAAUUGGAGCAGUGGGCCAGAGAAUUUUCCAGUGUGGCUGACAGCGAGACUAUUAGAAUAGAGGAGGUUUUCAUUGGCUACAAUAAAGACACAGCAGCAGGAGUAGUACUCAAAGCUUGGGAAAUAUGCUCCAAAAACAGCAUGGAGGAGAAUGACUCUUUACAGCAUAGAGUCCUAGAGGCAGCAAAACAUAUUCUCCUGUGGGGAUGUACUCCAGACGCUGUGCUCAGAUUAAACAAGACAGAACAGGAAAUAUUUGCAAAACAAUAUAUACAAGUAUAUUUCAAGGACCAAUGCCAUGAGAGCUUAUGUGAUUUUCUUCAGUUUAGAAAGAAACAUGAUGGAUUUGGAGGAAAUUUUAUUCAGAUCACAACACACUCAAAGCUUAUGUCAGAGACUGACAAACAAGUAAUAGAAAGAAAAUUACCAUUUUUAUCGGGAAAGGUUUCUCUUCUUUCAUUACAAGCAUUCGACACAGAGCAGCAAUUUUCUAACCAGAUCAGAGAAAUCUCGCAAAAAGGAAAAGAACUGUUGCUCAUUCAGUGUGACACUGGAGACGAAAAUUCUAGUUUGGUUGAAUGUGCCAGAUAUUGUGUGCAACGAGAGCUGCAAACUAACGAACUAGAUCUCUACGUAAUCUUUUUAGUGCAUUUAUCAAGAGUCAGUAAAUCCUUUUUCUCCGGAUUUCAGACAGGACGUUGGACUUCUGUUCACAUUGAUGAGCUGAGGUUGACUUCACUCCCUUGCAUCCAAGACCUUAUGACAAAGUCAAUAUCCGCAAUCCUACAGGAGAGUCUUUGCUCUGAAGAAAAUUUUUCAGAGGAAGCUGAAUAUGAAUCGGCCAUGGUCGCAAAUUUACAGGAACGCCAUGUGAAUUUAAGAACAGUUCUCUUUAACUGUAUACAUCCUGCUUUGGCGAGUAUAACCGAAGUUGACGAUAAUCAAGAGAGGUCCAUAAAACGAAUAAAAUUUAUCUUCAAGGAACUCAAUAAAAGUAACCAAUUGACAGAAGGACGAUUUGGAUACUGUCUUAUAAAACACAUUGUGACAAUACUAUCAAAGCACAGUGCCGACUCAAUUUUGUACAACGAAUCGUGGAUACAAAGUGAAGCAGCUAUGUCUACCAGCGUGAAUAAAACCGGUACUUUAAGGGCAAGCUGUCAAAGAAUCAUUGAGGACAGAGUGACACCUCUCCUUGCAAAAAUUGUUGCCUUUGUGGAUACAAAUAACAAUCUGUCGAUUCUGGAAAGUUCUGAUCGUGAAGUACAGUGGCUAACAGAUCUUUGGCUUGGAAUAUUCAGCUCAAUUGACGUUGAAAUUCUGAUAAAAAUCAAAGUUCCGCAGGUUAUGAAUACCGGUGCAAAUCAUUUGGCGUCAGCGACUUUUCCUUUUUCAUGGCUUAUAUAUGAGGCUGUUGAACAAUUUCUUCUGGUUACAUCAGAAAACGCAAUAGAAAAGAGUGCAGAGGAAUUGUUCCAGGAAACAGAGAUAGGACAUUUUGUUUUGGAACAUUUAGCCAUAGAAAAUCUGAAGGAGGCCACAAGAUUGUACAUGUCGGAUUUUGUGAAAAUGUCACACAAGGCAUCCUGUUCUAGGGAGGAAAUGAUAGUUUGUGAGUUUCUCCAUGUCUGUUUUGAGGAUUAUAUGGCUGGCAAAGAAGACAAUUUUACUAGCAGAGUAUUUUGCAUACACAAAACAUUUAGAAAUAUCAAACCAAAACUAGAGAUCUUCUCAGAAGUUAUGUGUUUUGUGCCUCAAGGAGAUGGAUCUUUUUACCAAAAACUGGAGAGCGACAUCAAGGAACUGGACAUCACAGCCGUGAAAUAUUUACUGGAAGUCAUGGAACCUAAUGAAACAUCUAUAGACACACCAGAUGGACAGCACCAGUGGAUUGAAAAUGUGCAAAAAUACAGACCAGUAAUAGAGCGUCUCUUACACGCGGAUUACGAUAAAACAUCUGCCAGAGGAAGAUUAAUGCUUGCUAUCAGAUCAAGGUGGACCAAAAUUGUGGUUUUGAAGUUAUUUAUACAAAACCUUUGCAUUAACACAACUAGGGAAAAGCUGAUGGCUCAGACAUGCAAAAUAUUGUGGAAGAUAAUGGGAGACAACAGCAACUUCAAGGAAAAACCUUCUUUAGAGAAAUUGGAGAAAUUUUUAAAAGCAUCAAAUCUUAAAGCCAUGACAGAGUUUUUAGGAAAAUUUGGCAAAUGUGUUAGCUGUGACAAACACUUCGAUUCUUCCCCUCCUGUCUUAUUGCCAUGUGGACAUAUAAUCUGCAGAGAAGAGUGUUUCAGUAUCAUAGUUCAAACGACAGAUGCUGAGAAGUUGUGUCCAGUUAACAGAUGCUCACAAAGCAUUCCAGAAAACUUUGAUGAAAAUGAAACACCAGAAAAACAAAAAGAACAAAUGAAACUUUUCAAUGAUUAUCAAGAGAGAUGUAAUAAAUUUUACAUGCAAGUUGUAUCACAAUUGUGCUUUGAAAACUCAACUCCACCAUCAGACGAAGUAAUGCGGCAUCUUCUUCAGCUUGUUAUACACAAGAAAACAAUACCACAACUCAAUAUGACGAUUAUACGAACAAGGCAGAUGACUAUAUUUGAAACAGUGGUCGAUACCACUCCAGUGUUCAGAUCAUUUUUGUUACAACUGCUGAUCAGGACAAGCGAGAAAGCUGUUUUUCAACAUCUUGAGGAAUUCUUGAGAGAAACUGAUACCGUGUUACAAGUUCAGAACAAAAAUCAUGAAAUAGAGUUGUGCCUUUUGUUAAUGCAGUGCUUUGAGGAUUCUCUCGUGGAACAGGCAGCUAAUUUGAAUCAAGAUCGUGAAAAAGAAGCUACGUUUGUGAGGGAAUUACUUUCCACUGUAAUAGAAAACUUGGAAAACUGUACUGCUGUCAUUGAAAAACUUCGAAAUGUUGCAACUGCGAGAUAUUGCUUACAGACCACUGCGAAGUAUCUGAAAGAGUGCUACUCAGUAAAACCUGAAUCAAAUGGCUCUGUUUAUGAAGAAAUUUUUCAAUUGACAACUGUGCUCUGUGAUCUCUCUAUAAAUCACAUAAGAAUCUAUCUUCUAACCCAUAUUUGUCGAUCAUAUGGAUUAGAUUUGUAUCAGCUACUCUUGAAAUCGAACGUUCAAUGGUUGUUUCCUACAGAAGGAAGAGUAAAUGAAAGAAUGCAAGAAUGCCCAGACUACUGUGUUGUCCUUGGAAACACAUACACGGAAAUACGAGAUGAUGUUGCAAAAUUGUUGUUGGUAAAGAACAACCGACUUAGUUUAAAGAUUACAGAGAGGUCAGCAUCUGUGCAGAUAUUUUAUCUCCUAGCGCUCAUAAAAGAAAUAAAAGUCAGGGAACUGUUUUGCGACGUCGAACCACUACCUAGACAGUUUGUUGAGGCUCUCAAAAAGGAGUUUGCAAGAAAAAACUUGCAAACAGUACAAAAAUAUCUGGAAAAUGUUCUUGGAGACUCGUUCGCACAUUUAUGCAAACAACUGCAGAUUCAAUAUCACCGUGAUAUCAGGGGACAGGGAUUAGUCAUUUUACUUCUUCACUUUUUGUUGGUUCUGAAAACUUUGCCUUCAAAUGAACUGUUACAACCCUUAGUUCUUCUAGCGACCAAUCCUAUUUCAUUGAAGGACUCAUUUUUACCAACGAUGCCAGAAGAGGUUUUGUCGGGAGAAAUUAAAACUGAACUCCAGAGAAUGGAAGAAAUUGCUAAUAAGAACCAUCAUACAGUCACUUGGUACCGAUGUCCAAAUGGUCACCCUUAUGCUGUUGGGGAUUGUGGAAAUCCAACUCAAGUCGGACGAUGUUACCACUGUAAAGCACAAAUUGGAGGCGAAUCAAGAAUAAGGGACGACAAUGCAAAAGACACAGGAGCUGAUUUUAGCCAACCAGGGCACAUCUUGGGAUCAGCAGAAGGACGAAGCACACAAGCAAUAUCCGAGAGAACAUUAUCGCCUUCUUCUAACAUUCUUCUUCGUCUACUCACGCAUAUGGCAAUGCUUAUUGGGGCAAAUGAACAUUCAGAUGAUGUGUAUCAACUUAUUCAACCCGCUAUUCCAACGUUUACGGUAUCUGAUUUCUUGUGGGCACAUUUAGGCAAAGAUAUAGACACUCUGCAAGUUUCUUUAGAUAGGAGUCUGGAUGAUAUAUUCAUGUUCCUGCAUUCAAUGAUACACUCGUUUAUGGAAGGGGAUACGAGCUAUGCUGGAAUCACGCGAAGGGUAACUGUACUGAAUCAAUAUGAUUGGUUUUCAAAAGAGGGAAGAUCAGCAUGGGAAACUGCCAUUGAUAGGAAAUUUCUCUCUCGUUUACUGCAGGAACGUCAAGAACUUUUUGAGAAGUGUGACGAAAUUUUGUCCAAUGACCGGAGCAUGGGAUCUGAUCCCAUAUUGCGAGCAGUGUUCAAGAGAGUCGUGGACUCUGGCAGUGGUUUUUCCACCUCUAACCUAGAGUCAUCACCCCAUGUUUGGCAACACAGAACAAAAGUCACAUUCGAGCACUUUGUACAGGAGUUCUAUGUAAUGAAAAACAAGAAGUUCCGGAAUCCAUACUUCGUCUUAGAGAAAUUCUUACAGCAGGAAUGUCACCUUCGUCAUUUAAGGCAUAUUCCAAAUAUUCUUCAAAUGCUAAGAAUUCUAAUAACAAAGUAUGGAAAACAAAUAACGCGAGACGAAGCAGAAACAAUGACACUACAGGAUUGUGUAAACCAGUUUAGAAACGAUCCAGCACAAAAAAUCGUUGCUGCAGGUUUUACCUCAUUCUGCGAACUUUGGAAUGCCCUCAGAUACAUGUUGAUAUCAAUUUUUGACGCAAACGAUGAAAUGAAAAGAUUCCUUGGAAGAGAUAUCAGUAUAGAAUCUACAAAUAUUCGAGCUGUACUGCCGGACAUCCGGGGAGUUGGAGCUUGUUCCCGGAUACUUUUGGAAUUUUUGAUUGGGAAACAGAAUGAAUUUGUCACAGCCUGCGGUCAAAGCAUUGAUCCAAGAUUUUCCAUUGAGAAAACAGUUACAAUGAAAAACGUAACAGCCAUGCAAUUAAUAAGUUUCAACAGAGAAGCCGAUAUUUUCCCAGUUAUUAUCGCCAACUGUAAUUACACGUAUAUGCAAGAAGAGAAUACAAAGUUAGAGUAUGAUUUUGAAAACAUACAAGCUGUUCUUCAAGAUCGAUUUUUGUUUGGAAAACCUCUUAUCGACACCAGCAAAGAAUUUCCACUGAUGUCAUACAAAGCGGACACGUCUGUCUCCAUGAAAUUUAACACUCUUGUAACCAAAAUCCUACAGGAAGCGUUGAAUAAGGCAGUUCAGAGUCAGAUAGCUGAAGAGUUUGCAGAUCUACCAGAGUUGUAUGUGACAAUUGGAAACAUUGAUGUAGUGGUGAACUUUUUACUAUCCGUCCAUGCCUCUGGAGAGGUUCUGUUAAACUCUUUUAUGGUGGAAACAUUACAGAUGAAAACACUCCCAAGCUCCAAGGCAUCCCAAUGCUGCAAACUGUCCCACGUGCAGUCACUAUGGUUCUUGUUGUUUCAUGAAAAAACAAAGCGACUUCAUUACAGUGAAAAGGAAGCAUUUGACAGCAUGAACAGUUCCAUACAGGAGUCCCUGCCGGAAAACAGUGUCCUUGAACUUGACAGUUAUCUCAACGAACUUUCUAUGGAGAAAUUAGAGAUACUUUUAGAACAACUGAUGGAGUGUAUCAUAUUCAGCCUGAAUUGUGGCGAAGGAGACAUCGUUUCCUUCCAAUACAGUUUGAGCGAAUCACUUAUGGUCCAUUUGGAAAAUCCAGUAUACCGUGAGGUUGAUUUGAAAACGUUUGGACGAGAAGACGUCGAGAAAAUACCAGACAGCAUCUUGACACUUCACGCAGUGGAAGUUUGGAAAAAAAUCCACAGAACUGUCCGUAGUCGCAAAUAAACAAAUCAUAGAUGUGAAGAUAGUUUAUGAAGUGUAAUUUUAUUCAUCUAUGCAAACUUUAUGAAAACAAAAUCACAAAAAAAAAAUAUUAAACAUUUUGUGUCUUAAACUAUGAUAACGUAUUUAACAUUUUAAGUGGUAAUCACAGUGAGACAAUAUACCUUUAUUUUAUGCUACUGUUUGUCAUUUUGUUUGAUUUUCUUGGGCAUACUUGAUGUAAUAAUUAAUACAACUUGUCAGAUAAAUAUUUAAAUGUUUAACGAGAUGUAAUUUAGUUACUUUUAAAGGCCUUUGUUAAGUAUUGUUACCAGAUAAAGGUGUAAUAUUCAAAAGAAGAAAAAGUUUGAAAAUACUUUCAAAAAAAUAUUUAACUAUGAUUUUGUUGUAGUAUUGCAAACCUGGUGUACGAAUGUUUGUACCAUCGCUAAGUCAAGCAAUUUAGUCAUGGCUAUUUUUAUAUCUCUGCUACAUGUACUUGUGGUUUUCUUUACAUGAUUCUACAGAGCUGAAUUCUUCAAGCGUUUUUAUUAAUAUGCAAUGAUGUUUAUAUGAAUUUUUUUUAGUUUUAAAAGUUUGUAAUUUUGAUGAAACAUGUUUUGCUUAUCUAUUCGAUAAAUCAAACGAUAUGAAUUGACAUAUGAAUAGUAAACUCGAACAUAUUUGCAUUCAAUUUAGCGAAAUGAUUACAGAAACAUAAGGACGUGUAUUACACACUUUUAAAAUAUACUUUGGUCAUUAUUUUGAUGAUACGUAAUUUGCACUGCUUCUUUUGUUUCACAUUAUAAUAAGCUUUUAUUUUUAUGCAGUUCUGUAUUAAGCAAAAAUGAAAAGUGGAGAACGUUAUUGAAUUAAAUUAUGUGUAUGACUGUAAGAAACGCUGAGUAACUGCACAUGAUUUUCUAUUUCUAAACUAUUAAUAAAGCUACACUCUAUGCA